AUGGUUAAACCAAUUAUUGCUCCUUCUAUUUUAGCUGCUGAUUUUGCCAACUUAGGUUGUAAUUGUAAGAAAGUUGUUGAUACUGGUGAUGUUGAAUGGUUACACUUAGACGUCAUGGAUGGUCAUUUUGUGCCAAACAUUUCCUUAGGUCCUCCAAUUAUUGAAAGUUUAAGAAAGCAAUUCCCUCGUGAAGGUGAAAAGCCAAUUGUUUUUGAUUGUCAUAUGAUGGUUUCUGAACCAGAUGAAUGGAUUGAAGAGAUUGCAAAGGCUGGUGGUGAUUCCUAUACUUUUCAUUUUGAAGCGACCAAAGACCCUGCUAGAGUUAUAAAAAAGAUUAAGGAGCAUGGGUUAAAAGCUGCCAUGGCUAUCAAACCAAGAACUCCUGUUGAAGAAGUUUAUCCAUAUGUUGACGAUUUGGAUAUGGUCUUGGUUAUGACUGUUGAGCCAGGUUUUGGUGGUCAAAAAUUUAUGCCUGAUAUGAUGCCAAAGGUUGAAAAAUUGAGAGAAAAAUAUCCACAUUUAGACGUUCAAGUUGAUGGUGGAUUAGGUAAAGACACAAUUCAACCUGCUGCGGAUGCUGGUGCCAAUGUUAUUGUUGCUGGUACUUCUGUGUUCAAGCCAGAAGAUCCAAAACCAGUUGUUCAACUUUUAAAGAAAACUGUUGAUGAUGCAAUCAAAAUUAGAUCCUCUUAG
This is a messenger RNA of Candida tropicalis MYA-3404, 693 nucleotides long. Its product is annotated as ribulose-phosphate 3-epimerase. Gene Ontology annotation, molecular function: metal ion binding; D-ribulose-phosphate 3-epimerase activity. Bases 1 to 693 code for a protein of 230 amino acids. The record is from RefSeq and is a predicted model, not a curated record. Gene Ontology annotation, biological process: pentose-phosphate shunt, non-oxidative branch; carbohydrate metabolic process; pentose-phosphate shunt. NCBI's taxonomy places the organism in Eukaryota, Fungi, Ascomycota, Pichiomycetes, Serinales, Debaryomycetaceae. Gene Ontology annotation, cellular component: cytosol. The transcript has a single exon.